AUGUGGGCAGGCGGUGCGCAGUGCGUGCAUGCUUCGCUGCCCCGCGGCGCACGCGCACAGCCUGCGCCCACGCUCAGCGGCGCCAUCGCCAGCCGCCGCCCGCCCAGACCGUCUCCUCCGUCGCCAACUUUGGUGGCACAAAUCGACUCCUCAGUAGCGUGCCUCUGGUUACUUACGCCUCUGUCAGCUGGGACCGCAGUUGUGGCAGUGUUAGUAGCAGUAUCGACAAACAACUGGCUUCACACACAGGAGAAUAUGCUCAACCCUUCGUACAACGGCACGGGCAGACAUGACCUAGUUGCCAAGCAAACCGUGUCCGGAUUAUGGAGGAUAUGCCACACAGAUCCGGGCAGCACCGUGUUCCGGUGUUUAGAUAUUCCAUAUUUUCCGCUAUCACAAUGGCAGCCUGACCCGAGCGAUUCAACAAAUGCAAUACCAUAUGUUGUAACGCGGUCUGCAGCCCCGCUCCUCCUAGCAGUGUUCACUCAAGCCGUAGGGGCUCUGUGCUGCGUAUUGGGCCACUGUGUCAAAGGGCGACGACUAUGCACAUUCAUAGCUGGAGUCCUGUUUAUUAUUUCUGGUUUAAUCAUGCUGACCGGAAUCGUCAUGUACAUAUCUGUAUUUAAAUCACAAGUGGGCCACAAAUUGCGCUACAUGACAUAUUUCGAUACACCAAGGAUGUCAUAUAGUUACGGCUAUUCGUUUGGACUGUACAUAAGCGGCUUUGUGGCAGCAGAGCUAGCUGGCACAUCAGCUAUAUUCCUGUUCCUACAGUGGUAUCAAAAGGAUUGGAUAACAGAGCUAACUGAGAAAGCCAAAGCUGAUUGUAGAGCGUGGGAUCGCGAAUACGCCUUCACAGAGUUUAGAGAACGAGAUUCCACGCUUUUAGAGAGGCGAAUGAUGAAAAGAGACACGUAUCCCCCCUCAGGGUCGUCAGCUGCAACGCCUCGCGAGCGAAGACGAUUCGUGUUUGACGGGGAUGAAAUGCCACACUGUUCAAUACAUAAUAAAAAUAGGAGAAUAAAUUUAAGUUCAGCAUCAUUGAAAGACUUGUCGUCGUCAACGCUGUACGGAUUCCCGGCAGCACCACGACCGACAGCUUGUGACAAUUACUUUGAGGAAUUCAAAGAGGUGCCUCAAAGUGCAAAUACCUUAAGCGGGUUGAGGAGUGCAUCAAUAUUUCAAUCACAGGCAUCAGUGGCGAGCGGCCGCUUCUUGGACACGUCGGCCGUGGAGCCUCCGCCUUCGCGGGAAGAGGAGAUGGUGACUUUCGGUGCGGGAGCGAGAGGUGGCGAGGAACAAGCGCCGCCACGCCACGACCGCGCUAAAAACACAAUCUCCUCCACCAAGAAAACCACUUCAAGACUAUUUGCCAAAUCCAUUAAUAAAGUGAAGGUGAAGCUGAUGUGGAUGUUAAUGACAUGGUUCUACCUAGUCCAGCCAGUGUCAAUUCCUGCAGUCGGAUUUAUUCCAAUAUUUCUUCUACCAAUGUCCGGAGUAAUGUCUACUGUUGACACUUGUAAAUGUUAUAUGACGGAAUAUGUGUUGCUAUUCGUAAUAGCUUCAAUGAUAUUAGUAGUACUUAACAAUUCUGGCAUUGAUCGACGUUUAUGUUUGUGGCUCGUUUGCUCUGGCGACGCAUGCCAAUUUUCUGGAAAAAGAUUGGUCUUCAAAUGCAGCAUAGCUGCUUAUUUCCUGUCCAUAUUUAGCAGUCGGCUUAUAGUGUCAUCAACCUUGACUCAAAUAGUGACUAACGCUGUGAUGAAACUGGAAACUGGUAAAAAAGAUGAAAACAAUCCCAAUUUCAGUACCAUGCGUUACAUAAUAAACAACGCGAUUCAAACAUCCUCAGGAAUAGGUAGCAUUGCAUUCUUUCAUAGCUCAUUUGUGACAGUCCUUUUUAGAGGAGCAUUUGCAGAGUUCGCACCUAAAAGUAAAGAGUAUCCAGAUAUAUUUAAUUAUCUACAAUAUUCAGCCUUUGCUUUUCCACUGUCCUUCAUAAUGUUUCUUAUCAAUGUUUCCUACCACAUGAUGCUAAUAAACUGGUCCUUGUCUCGGGGUAUGUCUGCAGUGAAGAUGGAAGAAUUAAGGUCUAUCUUACUGAACACCAAAAAGGAAAUACCUCGUAAAGUCAGCUUGCAUGAAAGGCUCUCGGUAAUAUCUUUAAUUCUCAUCAUAGUAGCGUUUUUCUUUCGUUGGAAUCAAUGGGUGGAUGGAUGGUCUGAGUUCCGAAGAGACAAGGAUUCUCCAGAAAUUCCAAGUUGGCAGAUAAAGUACUCCAUUGUCCCUGUGAUAAUUUGCCUGAUUUGUUUAUACAUUGCGCUGUUGCUGUGGGCACCGUAUCUAUUUGACCCCAACGAUAACGGUGUUGUAGUCGUUGAUGAACCAUUGGCAGCAGGCGCAACAAAGGGACCGCCGGCAGCCGCUGGAGGGCCGGAAGAUGCACCACCGGAUGCUGGUGCGCCACCCGAAGACGCGGGACCACCGCCUGGAAUUUAA
This is a messenger RNA of Spodoptera exigua (beet armyworm), 2499 nucleotides long. The record is from the annotation of a GenBank genome assembly. Lineage: Eukaryota; Metazoa; Arthropoda; Insecta; Lepidoptera; Noctuidae.